AUUCAACUGUGUGAGCAGACACACAUAAGCCACUAUUUAUUUCCAGCCCUCACCCUCAUACAGGACACCUGAUACAAUUCAAGAUGAAGAAAAAUCCAAGGAUUCAGUGUCCAAGCAUGGGAACUCACAAAAACAAAAGCUGGAGAGAUGGCAGAGAAGGAAGGCUACCCAGUUCCAGAAACAAGACGUUCCAUCAGGAGAAUUGACCACAGCUGAUUGUCUUGCUGCACUGAAAGGGAAAUAAUGCUCCAUUCAACACUGGCCUUGUCCCUCCUGCUAAUUGCAGUCUCUUCCAACCUUGCAAUGGCAAUCAAGAAGGAAAAACGAGCACCCCAGACACUGUCAAGAGGGUGGGGAGAUGAAAUUACCUGGGUACAAACUUAUGAAGAGGGGCUUUAUCAAGCAAAAAAAAGUAACAAGCCACUGAUGGUAAUUCAUCACUUGGAAGACUGUCAGUACUGCCAAGCACUGAAGAAAGCUUUUGCAGAAAGUGAAGAGAUACAAGAAAUGGCCCAAAAUAACUUCGUCAUGCUGAAUCUCAUGCAUGAAACCACAGAUAAGAACUUGUCACCUGAUGGACAGUAUGUGCCUCGAAUCAUGUUCAUAGAUCCAUCUCUCACAGUAAGAGCUGAUAUCACAGGAAGAUACUCCAACCGGCUCUACACGUAUGAACCACAGGACAUUCCCUUCUUAAUAGAGAACAUGAAGAAAGCACUACGCCUCAUUCAGACUGAACUGUAACCCUAGCCUCUAUGAGGUGAAGCUGCACUAGGAAACCCAAAACCUUCACACAUUUUAGUUAACUUCUCUGUCUCUGCUGGCACUUUGAAGUUCUACCAAGCAGCUAUGGCAAUUCUGAUUUCCUAAGAAACUUUUUGCACCAUUUGAAGAACAAGCAGAGAAAGAUCAUAGUGUCCAUUUGGGAAAUAAGAGGAGAAAUUUGUUAAACACUGAAAUUAGUUAUGGGAAUAAGUAAAAGUGGUGGUUUAAGGUGCAGCAGCUUUGAGCUGCAUUUCAUUAAUCCAGCUGUGAUCCUGUUAAGCCAGGUAUGGCUGCUGACUGAGAGUUAUAGAGAGUAUUUUUGUGAAGGUUCCUGCAGCUGUUUGUAGAAUUUAAUAGCUGCAUCUCAGCUCCUAAUUUUUUAACAAAAAAGCUUUUAAGGUGAUAGUUUUGUUGUGUUGUAGUUGUAGUGUUGUAAAGCUGAUAUUUCUCUUAAGUGAAAACACAUUUUGCUGUCAAAUCUUCCUGUAGAUUCAGCUAUAGCUUAUAUAGGGAAAAAAACAAGUAAAUCAGUGAUCUGAGCUUAGUUUUCUUCCUCAUAACUCUAUUAUUUUGUCAUCUGAAAAUAGAGCAGACAUUUCUGACUGAGCAUGUGGUCUCAGUGAGGCAAUAAUCAUCAAAGAGCAGCUGCAGGUUUUGCUCUGACAAAUAUACAGUGAAGCAAGAUGUUAAGUCCCACAACUCCACUCCUAAGGAUGAGUGAGGUUUGCAAAGUCUGACACAGGAGAAAAUGAGCAGGCUUGUUCCUAGCUAUUUUCAUGUAAAUGGCACUUGAUUCAUGUGAGACUCACCCAAGGGCAUUCUCUCAUUUUCUGCAGUAACAUCAUCACGGUAGCAGCUUAGUGAGAGGAUCUCCACAUACAAAGUCUUGGCAAACUUUCCUAAGGAUCAUCAUGUGAAAAAGCAGAUAUCAAAUCUGAGCAAAAACCUGAAGUCACUUGAAAGCAUUUGUUAUCCCAGCAAUCUGCUUUGUUAAUUAGAGCGAGGCAGUAAGUGACUGGUUUGCAGUAAAAGCACAUAUCUUAUGUUACGUGCAAAGCACCAAUGUCACUUGUUUGUACCAUUUCCAUUUCCAACAAUGCUGUCUGUAUAUAGUAGGGAAGGAAGGGCUUUUGCAACACCUCUGAAUGAGUUCUAUUGCACCUAUUUAUGUUUUCAUAAUCAUGUAAAAUUUGGAUUUAAGCAUAUAUUCCACCAGAGGAGUGACUGUGAUGGUUUGGGUGUUCCCUGCAUCCUCGCACUUAGGAAAAUCGCCCAGACUAGACUCAGCUGCUGGAAACUUAAAUGAAGCUAUAUUUACAGCUUGGCACAAUAUACAAGCAGAUAUUUACAGCAUAUAUACAGCUAUAGACAGAAAUAUACAAGUUUAAAAGUAAUACAGAUACACAACAGCCCUCCCAGAAACCUGAGUCCCCAGAAGGGGGUCCCAGCCUUCUCCCCACCCCUCUACCUUACCCCAGGCUUUGCCUUACUUUCAAGGUAGUUUGGAGGGUCGGUCAGGGGAUAGGGAAGCAGAUGGAUUAGUCACACAGGCAGAAGGUUAGGUUAGAGAACAGUUCAGGCCAAAGCCCAGAGAGAAACACCCUUACCUAUAUUUGUGUUCUUGUCCUCAUACAUCUCAGCAAGGCUAUGAGAGCAGCAGGCAUCACCAUUCUUUCCUUUCCACAGCCUAUCAUCUAAUUCUUCUCACCAAAAUAUCCCAGCUAGGCUCACACUAGCACAGUGACAAAUGCCCUGUACACUAAUAAAUAAAUAAAUAAAUA
This is a messenger RNA of Pogoniulus pusillus (Red-fronted tinkerbird), 2543 nucleotides long. RefSeq names its product anterior gradient 3, protein disulphide isomerase family member (gene AGR3). Lineage: Eukaryota; Metazoa; Chordata; Aves; Piciformes; Lybiidae. Gene Ontology annotation, cellular component: endoplasmic reticulum. The transcript is spliced from 9 exons. The record is from RefSeq and is a predicted model, not a curated record. The coding region runs from base 244 to 741 and encodes 165 amino acids. Gene Ontology annotation, molecular function: dystroglycan binding.